CAUCCUUUUCGAUCUACAACAAAUGCAAUCGAAGUUGUCCAGGAGCCUGACGAGCAAUUAAUAAUAUUCAUUACAAGUGCACCCUUUCAAACUGAAAGAAGACUAUCCAUACGACAAACAUGGCUGUCUCUCUUGGUUAAUAACACCAUUGCGCGAGGACGAUCAUCCAUACGAACAAUGAAAAACCCAUCUAACUCAUCUAAUAACUUGGUUAUCCACUACUGGUUUGUUUGCGGACGUGACACAAAACAGGAGGUUGAAUCCGCCGUGGAGGAUGAAAGCGCCGUUUACGGCGACAUCUUAAGGCUGGAGUACACCGAAACAUAUUCACUGCUUGUCUUUAAGACUAUGAGCUCUUUGUGGCUUGCUUCUACCAUGGACAUUCAGUUCAUCGUCAAAGUGGACGAUGACGUAUAUUUGCACGUUCCUAAGAUGAUUUGGUGGCUGAAAACGUCUUCUUUACCUGAGAAGCUAUAUGCUGGCUCUGUGGAAUAUGGGGCAAAUAUUAAUAGAAAUCCAAAGCAUAAAUGGUUCGUUAGUGAACAAUUUCUGAACGACUCUUGGUUCCCUCCAUACUGUAACGGGCCCUUUUAUAUUUUAUCUAAAAGCGCUCUUCUCGAAUUACUUAAGGUUUCCUCAAAUGAAGGCCUGACACCUUUUCCUUUAGAAGACGCCUAUAUAGGAAUAUUGGCAAAAAGAGUUGGAAUCGCGCCCUUACAGCUUAAGCGAAAACGUGUCCUCAUUACCUGGCCAUGGGUGGUAAUUGGCUUGGAAGAUAAAAAACUUAACGAUUUCUUUGCAUUGGGACAUGGCUUGUCCAUUGAACGAAUGUUCAAACUUCACGAAAGAUUCAUUAAUUUGACGUUUAUUUAA
Messenger RNA from Porites evermanni, 873 nucleotides. The record is from the annotation of a GenBank genome assembly. NCBI's taxonomy places the organism in Eukaryota, Metazoa, Cnidaria, Anthozoa, Scleractinia, Poritidae.